Molecule: messenger RNA, 6754 nt
Organism: Strigops habroptila (Kakapo)
Lineage: Eukaryota; Metazoa; Chordata; Aves; Psittaciformes; Psittacidae
Product: zona pellucida sperm-binding protein 3-like
Exons: 9
Coding region: 5320-6723 (467 amino acids)
Biological process (GO): positive regulation of acrosome reaction; egg coat formation; binding of sperm to zona pellucida
Cellular component (GO): extracellular matrix
Molecular function (GO): acrosin binding
Source: RefSeq, a predicted model, not a curated record
CCGUGGCAGGGAGUUGGGACUGGGUGAGCUUUAAGGUCCUUCCAACCCAAACCUUUACGUCCCCCUUUCAGCCCAGUCCCUCGGUCCCCUGCUGCCACCACAGCCCGUUGUGCCGCGCUGCCCUCAUCCAUCACCCAGCGCAGGGAGAAAACCACUCCAGCAAUGGACUGCUGCCUGCCCUCAUCCCUCCUCUUGAUUUUCGUACCUCCAGCAGCAGUACAAAGAGCAAAAUCCCGACGGGACAUUGUCAUCUGUCUGAGGUCACUCUGAAAUGGGGGCUGGUUAAUCCCAGUGGUGGGAUGUGAGCUGGGAGUGCCAAGUGCAGCGGGGAAGGGACCUUCCUGAAUCCCCUGUGGAGGGUUGUUUUCAGCUGCCCUUCCCCAUGCGUGGAGCUGGGCUCUGCUGUUCUGUAGAAAAACUGCUUCUAAAAGCAAGACAAGGGGAAAUGUGCUGGUGUCAAGCUCUGCUUAGGAAGGGGAUGGAUGGUGGGUUCAUUUAGGGGCUUUGAUCUACAGCCUGAAUUUGGAGCUGGUGCAGUUUUUAACUCGGUGCUCAGAAGUACCAUUAAUAGCAUUGAGGCACUGGGGAAUGAAGUCAUCAACCAUCCCCAGCUCCUUGGUGCAUGAUGGGAUGCGUUGUCCCCACAUCCAGGACAUCUAUAAGGGUUCUGAGAUGGUGCCAGCAUCACUGGGGAUGUCUCCUCCAACUGGAAGGUUUUGGGGCAUUUCUUUGGGUCUGGGCCAUGCAGGGAAGGGAGAUGUUGAGGGUGGCAAGGGAGAAAAUCACCAUUUAAGCUGUGGCAGCUUGGAGGAAGUCCUGCUUAGGUGGCUCAGGCUGAUGAGCCAUCCCAAGCUGAGCUUCUGCUUGGGGCUGAGCCACUCACCACUGUCCCUGGGAGGAUGCACUGUGCUUUGGCAUGGGGUAAAGCACCCUAGGAGGAGCUUAGUUGUCCCCUUGUCCCAAAGUGCUGUCCUGCUUUUGGGGCUGGCCAGAUGAUGGGUCUUUUGUAGGGGGAAGGAAACUAUCCAGCCUCUUCUUCAAGGUCUCAAUCCAACAUGCUGGUGUGUGGGUGCUGUGGGUGAUACGCAGGCAGGGACAAGGCUGGUCAGCCACAAUGCAGGGUUUUUCCCAUUCCCAACAGCCCCAACAUCCUUCUCCACCCGCUCCUGGAUAAUGACAAACCUGGCAGGCAUGGAAGUGGGAUUUAACAGGGAUGCAGAGCAUGAAAGACCCAGCCCUGAGAGCUGGUAGCAGCUCAGCUCGCUCGUGUUUGCUCAUCCCUCUCGGGAGCAGGCGAGGCUGCAAGUUCAUCACACACCCUCCAUGGGUAAAAAACCCAACAACACAAUCCUAUUUGGCAGCUUAUUGCAGAACGUGCUGGGCCGGACUGUCCCCAGUGCCGAUCGAUGCAGCUUCGUUCUCCCCAUCAAGAAUAAACUGAUUCCUGCUGCUUCUAGUGACCUAAUUCCAAGGAGAGGGGAGGAUGGAGAUACUGAGCCUUGUGGCUGCCUUUCCCCUGAGCACAGCAUGGGGUGGGAUGGAUGAUGCCCCUGUGGUGCUGGGGCAGGGUUGCUGCCUGUCACUGUUGUCCCCUCUUCCUGACCCAAUUCACAGAUGGGCCUGUGUCCAUCUGUUCUGAAAACCCGGUCUCAUUUUCUAGACGGGCUUAUUUCCAUGGGGUUAUGUGCCUUUCCUGAGGAUGAGCAGGAUCCAGCUCCUGCAUUGCCCUCAGAUAGCCAAUUCAUAGCCCCAAAAUUGCCAGGCCAGACCCGAAUUCAGCUCAGAGCAACCUGGCUCAGCUCUGUUCUGAUUUAAGGAUUCUUUAAAUGUAAUAUCUGACUUUCCCAGGGAAAGCAGAGCCCAGAAGCUGCCCCUGGGCUGGAUCUUCCUGCACUCUGCUCAUGAAAGCAAGGAGCAAAGCCCCAAGGCCAGGGCUGUGAGCCGGGGGGAGAAGGAUUUUAAGCAUUACUUUUUACCAUUGCUUGUGGCUUUUCCUGGGAAGCAACAUUCCCUCCCCCCAGAUCGGUCUAAACCUCCGCGAUUUGUUGUUUCCUCCCAUUGCAACAACUGGGAUGGAGAAACCAUGCAAUUCCAUGCCAGCAAUUUGCUUUCCAUGGACCAAUGCAAAGCGCUGGCCCACUCAAAAGCUCCUUUUCAGCCAAUGAAAGGUCUUGAGAAACUCCCCACUUGUGCCAUCAAUCCUGGUACCUGAAUCUUUUUGAUAGAGAAUGAAGCAGCGUCAUGGUGUUCCCAAGGGAACUGUGUGGAAUCAUCAGUUUCACCUCCCAGGACCCAUUUUUCAGAGCCCAAUCCCAAGCAGGUUAUUCCCAGCAGCUGCAAUGCAUCUGGUCCUGCUAAGGCAGAGUUAACUGAGGGGUUGAGAGACAUUUUAAUUACAGAUUUGUCUAUCCUGCAUGAUUUAUCCCGGGUAACUCCAGCAAUUUAUCCAUCAGCAGUUAGAAGGGCUCUGAAGCAGAAAGCAAGCGCAGGGAGUAUUUAUUGCGGUGACUCAGAAGUCGUCGAAGAGAGAUUUGAAACGAAACAGCGAUGUUGCUUGAAAAAGCACUACCUGGCAUGAAGGAGUUGUCUCCAGCCAGGAAAAUUAAUGAGCACUUUCCAAACUCCAAUUCCCCUUUUCCUGCGUUAGCCAAGUGGGGUUCAUUUCUCCUUGGGAUGCCUGGCGUGGCUACAAGGGAAUUGGGGUGACAUUUCAAUGUCACUUUAUGAUCAGAUGGCAUUUCAAUGUCAUUUUACCAUCAUUACUCAUGAUGGGUGACACCACAUCCCCCCUGGCAAUGCUUUGGGAAGUGGGAUCCCGGCCGGUGCGCUGCAGGCUUAGCGACAGCAUCGUUUUCUCAGGGACUGCUGAAGAGAAGUUGGUGCUGCUUAAUGAGCCUUAGAGAAGCAUGUGGUGUCUCAGGUAAGGAGAUGUUGUUUAAACAGUGCCAGAGGAGGAUUCAAUUCCCCUAUAAACACAGUAUUUAACACUCCAGUGAAAAAGCACCCUGGUAAAUAAACAGAUCCUUUGGAUGAGAGGAAAAGCACUGACAGUGCAGUUCCUCUACAGGCCUGGCAGAGAAAUUACUUUUCUCAUCUCAUGUGGUAAAAUUGUGUAGAAAAAUGAAGAAUUCAUAACAGACCUAUCCCAAAGGGAGGAUGUGAUAUUGCUUCUUACAGCACAGAUCACAGGCUUCCACCAUGGGGCUCAUCCUGCUCAACCAAGGGCUUUCCAAGGAGCAUGGAUGGGGCGCAAGCAAUCAGCAGCCUUCCCUAUCUAGCAGGGGCUCAGUGAAGACCCUGAGCUCCCAAUAGCCCAGGGAAGGACAGCGAAAAGGACAAGGUCCCCGACAUCCUUCAUUCCUGAAGGAAGCCUGCAGAGGACUUAGCAGACAGGAAGGGCUAUUCCUUCAGAGCUGUUAAAUACAGCUCACAGUGAUGGAUGCAGGAGCCAGGAGGUGGUGGAUGGGGGGGUUUUGCUGCCUGUUGAUCUCUUUUGCACCCAAACAAGAAUAAAAGCUGUUCCUCACCCAAUAGAUUCAGGCUUAUAAGGCCAGUGAAUCUGCCAUCCCUGUUUCAUCCCAGAUGCCUGACUUGAUUUCUCACCAUCCCACUCCUGGUGUUUGGACCUGCCAACCUUUGGCUGGAGCUAUUGUGAGGUGUGAGAAACCCACUUCUGAGCAGGGGAACUUGGGGUAUUGUUAGUGUGAGACACAGGGCUCAGGCUGUACAUGGUUCCUGGGGUUUCUUAGAGGAGCUGCACCUCUCCCUUUGGAACAGGAGCAAAGGUGUGUAGGGUACAGGCACCCAUCCAUGUGGUUCCCCAUGGUUCCCCAUCAAGAUGCUUUGCAGGAGGAAGGGUGAAUCAAUGCACGGACCUUCAGUGUCAUGUCCUGCUGAAAGGCUGGGUGAUGGGGCUGUGGGCAGCACGAGCAUCAACUCCCGAUCUCCUGGAUGCCUUCGGCUGCAGGAGCCCCCCUGACGAAACCCAGCUUGAGGCAUAAAAGACAUCAAUCUAGCACAGGGAUGAGCUGGGUUUGGAGACAACCCACUGCUUGCUGAAUUAAUAAAGAGGGUUUGAGCUGCCAGAGAGGUUUUUCUUGUUGUAUCAUUUAUUCAUCAUUUGCAAAAAUAUCAGGGGCAAGGCUGCGACACGGAGAUCAUGCCAGAGAAGGAUGGUGUGGCAUUAUUCAUGCUUCAGGUAGACAAUAGCCAAUGCCUAAUGCAUAUGCCAGCAAGGGAAGGAAAUCCCACCAGGAAUUUGUAUGCACCCCCAUGGUCUUAGUGGGAGCUUUCCUCAUCCAGCUCAUUGCUGCAGUCUCCCCUACAAGCAAAUGGUUCAGGUCACCCCUUCCCAAACCCACCCCACAGAUCCUAGCAGGCCGGGAGGAAGAUGCUUCAGCCAAUAAACCCCAUUUCCAUGGGCACGCUUGUAAAGCAUCAUUACAAACACACCAUGAAUACAACCACUCAGGCUAAAAACACCCUCCUGGCUUGUUCAGCAACACCAUUGUGCACAGGGCAUCACCCCCAUGCCAGAGGGACCCCCCCUCACCGGGCUCUGCUGCUGCAGCAAGCAGCUUUGGGUGACCCCAACCUCUCCAUCCAGCUCACAUGGGGAUGUGGAGCCAUUAGUCACUGUACUGAACACAUGAGCAGCUGUGCCAAUUAGCAUAAUUAACACAUGAGGGCCAAUUAAUCUCUUGAUUAUGCCUGCCAUUCACUUAUUAUGGGACUACCGGCUUUUGUACCUCUGCUUUCUAUGCAAAUACAUUGGCUAUAAUGCCUUCAUUACUUAGUACACAAUUACCCAGCGCAGAUAGACAUGAAAUCCAGCAUGGACAGAUUACCAGCACCCCGGGCCAGAGCCCAGGUGGAUUCUGCAGUUCAAACUCCUCUCCAUUUCUGAAUGUGCCACCUCAAUGAUGCUCCAGGAACUGGGGUUUGGGGAAUAGCUGAUGCUGAUGAUGUGGGGUGAAACGCUUGUAGGACCCUGACCAAGCCCUUUCCACCUUGGUGGCCAAAACUGGUUCCAUCUCAUACAAUAAGAAGGAAACAGGCAGAGGGACAGUGGCUGAUGCCACCCCAAACAGGCAAGACAAAGGGACAUGGAACAAACUGCUCCAAGGCAAUUCUCAGGUGCAGGUCCAAGGAAAUCACCCUCCAUGCUCUAAGAGGGAGGGAUGGUCCCAGCUGGGUCCCGUUGUCCUGAGCUGCUCCUUGCUGGGUGGGGGCCUUCCUGCAGCCCCCAGGUGUCCCCAUCCGGUACAAAAGGCUCCUGAGCAGCACCUUCCCCAUGAGCUGGUUUAUCCUGGGGUCAGGAUGGGGUCUGGAAGCAGCCUUGGUGUUGUUCUUUUCUGCUGGGCACUUGCUGAAGCAGUGUCUUACAGUCCCUGGGGGUUCCCUCAAAGGGGCUCAGGGCUCUUGAGGGUCCGGGGGGAUUCCUCUUGGAGCUGGCCCCAUGUGCCUUCUUUCUCCCAGCCUUGGGCAUGGGUGGAUGUGUCCCAGCUCCAGGCUGCAGCCCCGCUGCACCCUGUGGCCGUGCAGUGCCAGGAGGCUCAGGUGAUGGUCACGGUGCAGAAGGACCUCUUUGGCACAGGACACCUGGUCAGGGCUGCGGAGCUGAGCCUGGGCUCGGCUGGGUGCCGGCCGGUGGCCCAGAGCGAUGCUGAGAGCACUGUGACCUUCGUGGCUGGGCUGCACGAGUGUGGCAGCAAUCUGCAGAUGACCCCAGACUCCUUCAUCUACAAAACGAGUUUGUCCUACAAACCUACUCCUUCUGGCAACCUGGUCAUUGUAAGGACCAAUCCAGCUGUGGUUCCUAUUGAGUGCCACUAUCCCAGGAAGAGCAACGUGAGCAGCAAUGCCGUCCGGCCCACGUGGGCCCCCGUCCGCGCCACAUUCUCAGCAGAGGAGAAGCUGAUGUUCUCCCUGCGCCUCAUGAAUGAUGACUGGAGUGCUGAAAGACUCUCCAAUGGCUUCCAGCUGGGAGAGAGCCUGCAUCUCCAGGCUGAUGUGGCUUCUGGGAACCACAUACCUCUAAGGCUCUUUGUGGAUGACUGUGUUGCUACUCUGAGCCCAGACAGGAACUCCUCACCCCGAUAUGCCUUGGUCGACCUCAGCGGGUGCUUGGUGGAUGGGAGACUGGAUGACACCACUUCAGCCUUCAUCUCUCCAAGGCCAAGGCAGGAAACACUGCAGUUCAUGGUUGAUGCAUUCAGGUUUGCAGGAGAUGAAAGGAACUUGAUCUACAUCAGCUGCCACCUGAAGGUCUCCCCAGCUGACCAAGCCCCAAACCCAUUGAACAAGGCCUGUUCCUUCAACAAAGCCAGCAGCUUGUGGGCUCCUGUGGAGGGUACUGGAGACAUCUGUAGCUGCUGUGAGACAGGCAACUGCCCAUUGUAUGGAGGAUACUCCCGGAGAUCUAACCCUCCAGCCAGAUGGCCAGGGAGGCGCUUGAGGAGAGACAUCUCCUCUGAGCAAGGUGGGUCCUCAGCAGAGGCUGAAAUCUCAGUUGGACCGCUAUUAAUCCUUGAUUCAGCUCAGGGAUUAUGGAGUUCCUCAGGAAGUCUUGCACCAGCAGGGAGGACACAUGGUGCUGCUGAAGGACUUCCUAUGCUGGCCCAAGCUGCUGUGCUCACAGCAGCCACUGUGCUGAGCUUAACUGCUCUGGGGCUGUUUCUUGUGUGCAGAAAAUGCAGCUGCCCUCCUAGGGUGUCACUGUAACUCCCCAACCCCAAUAAAAAGAAGUGCUUCU